This is a messenger RNA of Medicago truncatula (barrel medic), 984 nucleotides long. RefSeq lists its product as uncharacterized. The record is from RefSeq and is a predicted model, not a curated record. NCBI's taxonomy places the organism in Eukaryota, Viridiplantae, Streptophyta, Magnoliopsida, Fabales, Fabaceae. The coding region runs from base 31 to 672 and encodes 213 amino acids. The transcript has a single exon.
UAACAAGUCACGUACCCAAAUAACUCAUAUAUGGCAAAAAUGUUUAGCCCUUCUCAUUUCAACACUUCACACCCUCUUCCAAUUUACUCACUAAAAUCAUCAUCAACUUCUUCAUCUUCAACUCUUACCUCUACAAAGAUCAAAAACCUAAUUCACACUCUCAUAGUUUCUAGCAUGUGCCGUAUUAUUCGUGCACUAUCCAAAGUCAAAUCAUCUUUAGUAGAGAUUCUUAAGGACAAUAAACCCAAUAUUCAUCUCCCUUACUCUUCACAUAAAAAACAUUCUAGCAAGACAAAAAAGAUCAUUAUGGGAUCAUUUAGGCUUCACUAUAAUUGGGCUUCUUCAAGAUCUUCUUCACAUGUUGUUAUGCCGGUGCCAUCUCGAGUUUUCGAAGGGUUGCCGAAAGCCGUUACUUUAAGUGAACAUGCUAAGAGUCAUGACAAUGGUGAGGAUUGUUGUCAUGAUUCUGAACUUGCUAGUUAUCUUCAGUGGCUUGAGGAGAAUGAUGAUAUUGAGGGUGAUGGUUAUAAAGGGAGUGAAAAGGAGGGGGAGAGUAUUAAGGAUGUUGAUAUGUUGGCAGAAAUGUUCAUUGCAAAUUGUCAUGAGAAGUUUAAGGUUGAAAAGGAGGAAUCUUAUAGAAGGUAUCAGGAAAUGUUGGUUAGGAGUUUGUAAUAAGAAGACACGGUUAGAAAAGAAAAAAGAAAAAAAUUGAAAACAUUUAGAGAUGGAAUUAAAGAUGCAUGUCUCAGCAUAACUCAAUUAACAAUGACAUGCAUUAUUAUAUGUAGGGGAUACAUUUUUUCAUGUAUAAUUCUCGAUCUCUAGCUAUUUCUACUUCUUAGUAGUAAUGUUGAAAAUGUUAGUUAUUUUUACAAAUUAGAAUUUAAGUCACUUGUUAAUUACCAUUGGGUAUAGGUUAUUGUAAAUAUCCUUUGGAUGUAUCUAUAUUAUGUAAUUAAGGUUUGGUUUAUGACCAUCUAAGAA